CAUAGGUGCGCAGCCAGGUUGUUUGAGAACGAGCAGCGCGUCAGUCGAACCCUGACAGCUGCCGUGGCGAGAAGGGGGAAAACAAGCCAGCCAGAUAGCACAGCAACGUUGGUCGAACUCCCAAUUAACUCCCUGCCAAUUAAAGCUUAGCUGGGGAGGCAUCGCAAAAAGUCUGAUACAAAAAAGAAGACGAAAUAUAUCACUUGUUAAGAGAUGCCCACCGGAGAUGUCAACCUGCAACGAUGAUCUUGUGAAUAUCGAGCGGAAAUAACGACCCCUCGAAUUGUCAGAAGUCAAGUGUGUCAGAUGAUGUAAGGGUUUCCCGCUGGUGAAGAACAAGAUGAGUGAGGUCCAGGCCACGGUGGAGUUCUCCGUGGAACUCCACAAGUUCUACAACGUGGACCUGUUCCAGAGGGGGUUCUACCAGCUGCGUGCCAGUAUGAAGGUUCCCCCACGCGUGCCACACAAGGUGGAGGCCAGCCUGCUGCAUCCCGCAGGCUCUGACCUGGCUUUUCCUGCCACCGUCCAGGAAGACAUCAUCAGCAGCAAGACGUUUCAGAUCCUGUACAAGAAUGAGGAAGUGGUGGUCAACGACGUCAUGGUCUUCAAAGUCAUGAUGCUAUUGGACGAGAAGAAGGUAAAGCAGGAAGUGGUGGAGGAGUCUCUAAAUGACAUGGACUUCCAGCUGUGCCUGGAGCUCUACUUCACAGAUGGAGACUACUCGCCUGAGGAGCCCAGCUCCCUCCAGAGCAUCAGCAGCAGGACAGUGCGUCUCCACUUCAGCCUCCAGCGAGGCAUCCACCAGCACAUCAACGUCAUGUUCGACUACUUCCACCUGUCCGUCAUCUCCAUGGCGAUACACGCAUCCCUGGUGGCCCUGCACCAGCCCCUCAUCAGUUUCCCUCGGCCAGUGAAGAGCACCUGGCUGAACCGCAGCGCUCCAGCCCAGAGUAAAGACUCGGUCAUUCCUCCUCUGGAGAAUGUGGUUUUUGGCUCCAGCUACGUCAAGCAGGUGUCCCCUGAUGGUCAUACGUUCUUGGUGUCAGACCAGUGUCUGCAGCAUGCCUUCAGCCUGCACCACAGCCUGUGUGCCAGCCUGCUGUUGGCCUACCAGGGACUGUUUGCCUACUUCUCCUCCGUCACCCAGGAGCUGCCCUCCUCUCACCGCAUGGAGCUGGCCAAGUCCAGCAUGCAAGUCCUAUAUGAGAGAGUUCUCAGAAGACCCUAUCCCAGAGACCAAAGGCACGUCUCCAUAGAGACGGUAGACGUGGAGGGCAGGCUGGCCGACCUGUGUGACCAGGUCAAGCAGAAGGCAGAGAGCCCAGAUGAGCUGGCGGAGCUGGUGAACAUGAACCUGGCCCAGCUGUGCUCCCUGCUCAUGGCUCUGUGGGGCCAGUUCCUGGAGGUGGUGUCCCUGCAGGACGGAGUGGCCGCGCUGCUGGCCGUGGAGCACCACACCCUCAGGGUGAGGCGGUUUGCAGAGGCGUUCUUCUGCCUGGAGCACCCCAGACAGACUGCCCUGGCCUAUCAGGAACUACACGCCCACAGCCACCAGCAGAUGACUACCGCCAUCAAGAGCUCCAACUACUUCCUGUCUCUUCCCCCACUUCCUGUGGAAUGCGCUGACCUGGACGGGGACGUCAACUCUCUGCCAAUCAUCUUUGAGGACAGAUACCUGGCCUCCAUCACUGAGGAUCGUGACGGGCCCUGGCUGGGCAUACAGCACCUGCCCAGGAGAAGCUCCACGCCCGGUCGCCCCGACAGGACCGCCCCCCGGGACUACACCCCCGGCCCCCCCCCCUCCUCCUCCGCCUGCCCCAGCCCCCCCGCCGACCCUCGCCACGUCGUCAUGGACACCAGCUGGCCCGACAGUCGCGACCCGCCGCCCAAGGCCAAGGGCAAGGCCGCCAAGCUGAAGAAGACCGCCAAGGCCGACAACUGCAAGAAGCUGAUCCGCCAGGGCUCCAGGGACUCUGUGGUGCUGGUCGGCUACAAGAACCUCAAGACGGCUGGAGGUGCCGGGGGUGCCGGGGGCGGGGGAGGGGCUCCGCAGGGGGGCGAGACUCCUCUCACCCCCAGGGAGGAGAGGGAGGCCCUGCUGGGGGAGCCCAGCUCCGACCUGCCCCCCAGGACCGCUGGCGGUCUGCUUGGAGGGGAGGCCCCUUCCCCCGCCCCUGAACCUGGGCCGGGCGCUGGUCCAGGCGCCGGGCCGGACUGGCUGGGGGCGGAGCCCGCUGGCCUGUCCAGCCACACAGCCUUCAGCCCCGCCCUCCUGAGCCUGGACGCUCAGAACAAGCCCCAGGCCGGCACUGGGGCUGCCGCCCCCAAUCGGACCCUCCUUCCCCUGGAGCCCUGCAGCCUGAAGCACAGCCCUGGCUCCACCCCUGGAGCUGUUGGACUUCCUGGACCUGCUGGUUCUUCUGGGCUGAGGCACAUCGAGGUUCGGCCAAGCCCCAGAGACCCCUACCUCGGGGACAAGGUCACGGUCCUGCUCCCCUGUCGGACAGACCCGGGCCCCCCGGGGUCCCGACCGGGGCAGGCCUCCCUGCAGAGCGCCAGGCUCCAGGACGCGGGGUUAGGAGCCGCCCCCUCGGCCUCCUCACGUCUCUCCGACUCGGGCAUGGAGAGCGAGCCCAGCUCCCUGGCCCCGGGCCUCCAGGCUGGAGGGGCGGGGCCGGCGGCCGACUUCCCCCCCCUGCAGCCAGACAGGCCCCCCCUCAGCCCCUCCCCUCAGCCGGCCCCCCUCAGCUCCACCCCGGGGCUCUUCCCGGAGAACACCAGCGGCGUGAGUGGGGUCCAGUCCUCCCUGACCUCCAUCACCUCCCUGCCGUCGGACGAGGAGGGCGAGGCGUCCAGGGCCUCCAGCGGGACCGAGGCCCCCGCCAGGAAGUCCAGCGUUCUGGUCCAGGAGCAGAGCCUGGUGUUUUCUGGCGAGCCGGACAGCAGAGCCGGAACCAGCGUCCUCCACCCGGACCGGGCCCCGGCCCCAACCCUGGCCCCAGCACGCUGCACCCUGCCUGGGCAGACUCUCCGCCCAGACGGCCUCACCUCCACGCCUCCAGCCGACUGCCAAGCCUCCGACAAUCCGCCCGAGCUGGACCCGGGCUCCAGGCUGGCCGGGGCCCCUGAGGGCCUGGGGCCCCCAGAAGGGGUGGGGGUCUCUGGGGCGGAACCCCAGGCCACCUGUCCCUCCAGUAACUCGGCCACCAGCAGCACCGACCUGGUGAAGAAGGGCAUGGUGGAGAACUACUUUGGCUCUCGCUCCAGCACGGACGUGUCCGAGAUCAGCCCCGUGGAGACGUCGGCCAUCACCCUGGGGCUCGGGGCGGGACCCGGGCCUGGAGGGCAGGAGGAGGAGGAGGACGAGGAGGAGGAGGACCAGGACCAGGAGAUGAUCGAGAACGGCUUCUACGAGGAAGGCGACGGCUCGGCCUUCCUCAACGGGGCGACUGAGGAGGAGGAGGCGGAGGGCGAGGGGGACCGGGGGGCGCAGGGGAGGAGUCUGCUGUUUGAGCAGUUUGGGCUGGAGCAACUCCCCGAGCCCAGGGGCGUUCCCCCGGGGGCCUGCCCCCGCCCCCCUCCUGGCCCCUCCUCCUCCCAGGCCCCGCCCCCAGCCUCCCGGGGCCCCGCCCCCCUGGCCCUGCAGUGGUUCGAGAAGGCCCCUGCGUCUCAUGUGAAAGCGUUCCUCCAGGGCCGUGAGGAGCUCCGGCAGCUGCGCCUGCCAGGCUUCCUGUACAGCGAGGUGGAGCGCCUGGCCUCCACAGUGCCCUACUUCAGCCUGGAGGAGGACGACAGCAGUGAGGAGGGAAUCCACCUGGUGGUGUGUGUCCACGGCCUGGAUGGUAACAGUGCAGACCUGAGGCUGGUGAAGACCUACCUGGAGCUAGGACUGCCUGGAUCCAGAAUAGAUUUCCUCAUGUCUGAACGCAAUCAGAACGACACGUUUGCCGACUUUGAGUCGAUGACCGACCGUCUCUUGGACGAGAUAGUCCAGUACAUCCAGAUCUACAACCUCACCGUCUCCAAGAUCAGCUUCGUAGGCCACUCCCUGGGGAACCUGAUCGUGCGCUCCGUCCUGACCCGGCCCAGGUUCAAGUGCUACCUGAGCAGGCUGCACACCUUCCUGUCGCUGUCGGGGCCCCACCUGGGCACGCUCUACAACAGCUCCGCCCUGGUCAACACCGGGCUGUGGUUCAUGCAGAAGUGGAAGAAGUCUGGCUCUCUGCUGCAGCUCACCUGCAGAGACCACUCAGACCCCCGGCAGACCUUCCUGUACAAGCUGAGCAAGAAAGCUGGUCUUCAGUUCUUCAGGAACGUGGUUCUGGUGAGUUCCCUGCAGGACCGCUAUGUCCCAUACCACUCGGCCCGUGUUGAGAUGUGCAAGACAGCCUUGAAGGACAAGCAGACAGGCCCAGUCUAUGCUGAGAUGAUAGAGAACCUGCUGUUACCCGUGCUUCAGAACAGAGACUGCAACCUGGUGCGCUAUGAUGUCAUCCACGCGCUGCCCAACACUGCCAACUCCCUGAUUGGCCGAGCAGCCCACAUCGCCGUCCUGGACUCUGAGAUCUUUCUGGAGAAGUUCUUCCUGGUCGCAGGACUCAAGUUCUUUCACUAGGGGGCGCUAGAGGCCAUGGACUGAGGUUAAUAGGGUUGGCAUUACCUUGUGGAAGUAUACCUCACUGCAUCCAAACCCAAUGUUUCGUAUCAACUGUCUUAUCUGGUUGUUUGUUCACAGUUUUAUACACGUGUCUGCUUCCUGUGGAGCCUCUGAUUGGCUACUGGGUCAGAGGCCUCUGUUUUUGUUUUUAUCAUUUCAAUUUUUUGGGGACAUGGAUUUUCUUUGUUUUUAUUUUUCUAUAGCCUUUUUUAUGAUUUUUCGUAGAUUUCUAUGAACGUUCUUUAUGGUGAGGAAGUCAUUCUGCUCACCUUUUGUUGGUAUAUUUCAGUGUUAUUUAAGUAUACAAAGUUAAGUCAUUGUGUCAUCGCACAUUCGGAUAAACAAUUCAACCGAACUGGAAAUGUAGCUGCUAAAAAUGAAAUGGUUAUUUUUCUGAGGUUGUGAUAAACGUGAUGAUACAAAUGAUAAACCUGUGUUACUCGUGUUGGAAGAAGCAUUUUUACCUGGAGAACAUCUUCACAUCAGAUCUAGACACUCUGCAUAAAUUUGCACCUCGACUGCAUAAAAAAAAAAAAAGCUUUUGUACUGAGUAUAGUCAUUUGUACAAUUCAAUACCUUUUUGUUUUUUAUUGUCAGUUUUGUUUCUUUACGUGCAGAGGGCAAAGACUUGGAAUGCAAAUGAGAUAGUUAUUGAGGCAGUUGAUGGUGGUCAGACUGUAUCCUGCUCCACCUGUCUCCUAAACACCCCAGACUGCUCCACCUGUCCCCUGAACACCCCAGACUGCUCCACCUGUCUCCUGAACACCCCAGACUGCUCCACCUGUCUCCUGAACACCCCAGACUGCUCCACCUGUCUCCUGAACACCCCAGACUGCUCCACCUGUCCCCUGAACACCCCAGACUGCUCCACCUGUCUCCUGAACACCCCAGACUGCUCCACCUGUCCCCUGAACACCCCAGACUGCUCCACCUGUCUCCUGAACACCCCAGACUGCUCCACCUGUCUCCUGAACACCCCAGACUGCUCCACCUGUCCCCUGAACACCCCAGACUGCUCCACCUGUCUCCUGAACACCCCAGACUGCCCCACCUGUCCCCUGAACACCCCAGACUGCUCCACCCGUCUCCUGAACACCCCAGACUGCCCCACCUGUCUCCUGAACACCCCAGACUGCUCCACCUGUCUCCUGAACACCCCAGACUGCCCCACCUGUCCCCUGAACACCCCAGACUGCUCCACCUGUCUCCUAAACACCCCAGACUGCCCCACCUGUCUCCUGAACACCCCAGACUGCCCCACCUGUCUCCUGAACACCCCAGACUGCUCCACCUGUCUCCUAAACACCCCAGACUGCCCCACCUGUCCCCUGAACACCCCAGACUGCUCCACCUGUCCCCUGAACACCCCAGCCCAGGCUGGCGGAGACACCUGAACCUGAGACAUGAACAGAGUGUCCUGGCGGGGAUGUCAGUGGUUCAACAUGGCUCGUGGUGAUUACGCAAUCUGACGAAAAGAGGAGGAUUAGGGGUAAUUUAUGCUUUUGAACUGGAGAGUAUUGUUUUAAAUAAAAAUCGAAUUAUUUCUUUGUCAAA
Hypomesus transpacificus is the source of this 6211-nucleotide messenger RNA. It is a transcript of the gene fam135a, whose product is annotated as family with sequence similarity 135 member A. The transcript has 22 exons. NCBI's taxonomy places the organism in Eukaryota, Metazoa, Chordata, Actinopteri, Osmeriformes, Osmeridae. The record is from RefSeq and is a predicted model, not a curated record. The coding region runs from base 341 to 4615 and encodes 1424 amino acids.